Monosiga brevicollis MX1 is the source of this 2683-nucleotide messenger RNA. RefSeq lists its product as uncharacterized. The transcript has 2 exons. The record is from RefSeq and is a predicted model, not a curated record. Lineage: Eukaryota; Choanoflagellata; Craspedida; Salpingoecidae. Bases 421 to 2340 code for a protein of 639 amino acids.
CCCGCUUGUGCGCUUCGCGGGUCGCGUGUGGCUGUCAAACGUAUUUUCCCAAUUCCCUCUUCCCCGCUCCCUCCCCCUUGAGGAUCGAACCAUUCCCUUGCUUACCUUGCUGCUUGGACCCAUUUUCGGAGCGAGCUCGCGCGCGCGCUGCCCUCUUCUUGGUCUUGUUGCCUGAUAUCCGGUCGGUCGUGGUUGUGAUCGGUUCAGCCCAUCGUCCGGUCAGGGUCUGGAUCUGCCCAUUUUUUUUUGCCCCAUCCCUUGACCCACCAUCCAUUCAGCCGCCUUUGCGUGUCUGAGAUACAUAACAUCCUCCGUCUCCUCGACGCCGUCAGAUUCCCUCCCUUUUUUUUUUUGCCUCUCUCCAAAGAAGUUCUCUUGUUCUUGACGCAUCGUAUUUGCAGCCUCGUCCCCACCGCCAUCAUGCAUCGCCGCCCGGUGCUGGCGGUCGUUCUCUGCUGCUUUAUCACUCAGAUCCCAGCCGGCUGGUCCGUUCAAACCCAGCCCUGGGACGUCGUUUACACGCCCGACGGCCCUAUCCAAGGCUCCCUAGACCUGCAAACGGGCGUGGUGGGCUACCGCAGCAUUCCCUAUGCUGAAGCACCCGUCGGUCGCCUUCGCUACGCCCCUCCCGUUCAACGCCAGCCCUGGUCCAAGGUCCACGACGGCACCCAACAUGGCCCCUCGUGCAUCACCAGUGGUGAUCUGACUUUUGCCCGUGAUCGUGAGGAGGCAGCAGCUGACUGCUUGACCGUCUCCGUCUACACCCCUCCCGGCUUGAACAUGUCGGCCCAGCCCUCCAAGCCCGUCAUCAUCUACCUCCACGGCGGUGGCUUUAUCAUGGGCAGCUCCACGUAUGACAUUAUCAGCCCCUAUCCCGCUGCCUUUGUGCGCGACACGGAUACCAUCUUGGUGCACGUGCAGUAUCGCCUUGGUCCCGCCGGCUUUGUGGCGCUGCCCGAAAUGACCGAAGAGCACGGUUACGCGGGUACCCUCGGUCUCCUUGACCAGCGCCUUGCCAUGCAAUGGGUCCAGCGCAACAUUGGCGCCUUUGGCGGUGAUCCCUCGCGCGUGACCCUCAUGGGUGAAAGCGCCGGUGCCUUCUCCAUUUGCUUCCACAUGGUGGCGCCCCAAAAUGCCGGUCUCUUUCAGCGUGUCAUUCUGCAAAGCGCCAUGUGCGACUUUCAUUUCCCCACCCUCGAGGAGGGCUACGAGCAAGGUUACCAACUUGCUGAGGCCUCGGGUUGUGCCACCCCCAAAGACGAUGCCGAACAAGGUCAAGCGGCCAACGACACCUCCUCAGUGCUCGACUGCCUUCGUUCCGUCGACGAGCCUUUUGUGCAGGAAGUGCUUCCUCACCGUCGCGGCCUCCUCAUGCACACGGGCGUGCGUUGGUUCCCCGUCAUGGAUGGCGCCUACAUCAGCCAGCAACCCAUCGACCUGAUUCGCCAAGGUCAAAUGCUGGACGUUGACGUCAUCAUUGGCAGCAAUGCCGACGAGGGCACGCUCUUUGCUCUCAUCGCUUACAAGCUUGUCAUCUUCCCCUCGGCCUGGCCCGAUCUGCUCCGUGCUACCUUUGAGCCCGACAUGGCUGAUUUCUUCCUCAAUGCGCUUCCGGAUGAGUGGAGUGCCCACCACAAGCUGACCACCAUGUUUGACAAUCUGUUUGCUUGCUCCGUCCGCCGCAUGGCUGGUCUGAUUGAGGAGAACAGUGGUCCUGAUACCCAGGUCUACCUGUACAACUAUGCCAUGGUUCCUACCUCUCAGUGGUGGCCCUUCUCCGGCAUUGGUGCUUUCCACAGCUCGGAACUUCUCUACCUCUUCAACGGCGACGAUACGAUGCACGCUGGUGAACGCCGCGUUGCCAAGAAGCUUCGUCAUUUCUGGGGCGCCUUUGCGCACGAUGCCCACCUGAAUCAGUCUCACUUGUCCGCCGGUGCUGGCGCCCCCGCCUGGCCCGCGUACACAAAGUCGAGCCCCAACUUUUUCCGAUUCGACUUUGACGGUCGCGAUCCCCACCCCGUGCUUCGCGAGUCCCUGCAACCCCUUGAGCAGCUCCUGGCUCGCCGCAAGGUCUUUGCUGAUGGCCAGCACAGCGAGGAGCAUCCUCAUGAGCUCUGCGAACUUUUUGACGCGCUCGUGGAUGAGAACGGCUACGUUCAUCCUCCUCGUCCUUAUGACGAGGCCUGGUAUUCGUGGUUUCUCAACAUUCCCGUGAUCAUUGCCAUCGAGUUUUUGGUGAUGAACCGCCUGAAGCUCGCCGCCAUCGUCUUGGCAGCCAUGGCUUUUUACGCUUACCGUCGCCGGAGUCAGGCGCUCGAUGACCCUAAGAAGGUCCAAUAGCUACAGCAUUACAAAGCUGUGACUGCCUUAGGAUUGCCAUUUUCUUUCUUUCUUUUUUCUCUUUCGUUCUUUCAGUUUCUCUUGCGUUAUGUCAGAUUUAUUCCUUAUUUUUGUUUUCUUGGCGUCGUGAGGCCUGUUCGAGCCACAGCUCCUCACUUGAUGCCGCGACGUUCCUUACUUAUGUCUGUUCAGUUACUUUCUUCUUCUUCUUUUUUUUUCUCUCUCUUCGAUUCGUCGCGUUCUUUUCGUUCUUCUUUUUCGGCUGUCUUUGAUGCUGCGCGUGCAAAGGUGUGUCGCCCAUGAGUACGUGAUUUGGAUUCAAAAAAAUCGACUUUUGACUUCC